Molecule: messenger RNA, 288 nt
Organism: Ipomoea nil (Japanese morning glory)
Lineage: Eukaryota; Viridiplantae; Streptophyta; Magnoliopsida; Solanales; Convolvulaceae
Product: serine acetyltransferase 1, chloroplastic-like
Exons: 2
Coding region: 1-288 (95 amino acids)
Cellular component (GO): cytosol
Molecular function (GO): L-serine O-acetyltransferase activity
Source: RefSeq, a predicted model, not a curated record
AUGCAGGUCGCUCACCAGUUAUGGUCGCAAGGGCGGAAGACUCUGACCCUCUUGGUUCAGAAUAAGUCGGAGGUUUUCGCCGUUGACAUCCUUCCCGGCGCCGAGAUCGGGCGGGGGAUAUUGCUCGACCACGCCACCGGGAUCGUCAUCGGAGAAACGGCAGUGAUCAGGAACGAUGUGUCGAUUCUGCACAGCGUCAUGAUCAGCGGCACUGGCAAGCCGAAGCUGGUGGAUUUCCGUCACCUGCUUGCUGUACUAGGACUGCUCCGUGAUAGUAGAAGGUUGUGA